Penicillium canariense is the source of this 1935-nucleotide messenger RNA. RefSeq lists its product as uncharacterized. NCBI's taxonomy places the organism in Eukaryota, Fungi, Ascomycota, Eurotiomycetes, Eurotiales, Aspergillaceae. Bases 1 to 1935 code for a protein of 644 amino acids. Gene Ontology annotation, biological process: cellular response to biotic stimulus. The record is from RefSeq and is a predicted model, not a curated record. The transcript is spliced from 6 exons.
AUGGUCCCAGAUGUUCUGUUGCAAACCAAAAGCCGCGAGUUCAUACUAGCGUGGUCAGCAUAUUUAAUGGCUUCUGAUCAGAAACAGAUUCGCGAAGUCCAUGGCCGCGGGAAUGACUUCUAUUACUUCAGCCUGGGGGAUUCGAUGACAUUCUUCUCCGGAAUAAUCUCUCAUUCACAUCGAGCGGAGUCAAUUGAAGAGCUUCAGAACAACAAAAUGACCGUCGUUUGUCAAAAGAUCGGGCUACGUGCACGGGAUACCGUGAUAGAUACCGGGAUGCAGCUGGGGAACUUUCAGUGCGUUCGCAAAUGUGGAACACGAGGCGAAAGUCACCCGCGUGACUUUGAGUUGCAAUGGUGCUUCUGCAGCCUCACAGCGCCUCGAGAACCAGGGAAUAUCGUCAAACCAGAGCCGCAUACGCUGUCUCCAUUAUCGCGACAUUUCGCCGUCGUUGCCAGCGUUUUUGAAGCAGAUCUUCUGGAAGACCAAGGAGUGUUUUUCCUUCAUAUCGGUGGUCUGCGCAAGCGCUGGCAAUUUGAACAUUUGACCUGCGGACUAUUUAUGAAUAAGUACAUGUUCUCUGGGGCACAUGCGUCGGUGCCACUGGGGAUGUAUAUCAACCUUGUAGAAGGUGCUGGCUUUGAAGUCAAAAGCGUCGAUACAAUCGGGGUCCACUCUGAAACAACUAUUUGGCGCUGGUAUGGGAUCUGGAAGAGCAACAACGGUGAAGUGGUAGAUAAGUACCGUGAAAAAUGUUACCGCAUUUGGCAGUACCUUUGGCGUCGACAACCAUUCAGGAUCGAAAUGGUGGCGCAACAGCGUAUCGAAUUCCUUUGGCAAAGAGUCGGAAUCGGAGAGAGGGUUUUGGGUGUCAAGAAUCAGCUUGGGGUGCGAAAGAUGGUGCCUGAUGGGCCUCCUAUGCGCUUAUCUCUAGGGAAUGAUAAAGCCUUCCAGGAUGAAGCUUACUAUGGAGGUAUUUGGCGCCCGCACCUGAAACUUGCGUGGCUGUGCAUGACCUGCGUCGUGACGGUUGACUCAAAUCGACCGGAAAAGACGAUUGGUGCAACGAUGAGGUCCUCCACCAAGACAAGGCCCAGCAUCCGGCCAACUGCCGAUCGUCGAUACAGCGCUCGAUACCUCAUUCUCAUCUACCGUGGAACGCGCGCGCAUUUUGACCCCCUGGAAAUCCAAAGACUGGUGGCACGGGAGCAAGCAAAUUGUACCAUUGUCCGACACUCCGAGGAUGACAACGUCUCCAGUUAUUUCGCUUUUGUUGACUUCGCGGGGAAGCGCUUCCAGACUCGUAAUCUUGGACUUUUCGAUACACAACAAUAUCACCCGAAAUGGAUACAUGUCACAUCAUCACCAUGGCGGAAGUUGGAUGAAAUGAUAGCACAAGGAGACGUUCUGUGGAAUGGGAUUGUUCGCCCUAACAGGUACCCCUCCGCUGAUCACAAAAAGCCUGCAGCCAGUAAAAUAUCUUCUCCCAGGCCUUGGGAGAUGGUAGGCAGCGCGACGAGCGAAGCCUCGUUUCAGGAACUGUUAAGAAAGGAAAUGACCAUCGCGCAGUCAGAUUCACCAGAGCCAUUAUUUGAUGACUUCGAUAUUGGGGCUACUUCGGAGGAUGGUGAGACGGAGAUGGCUCGCAAUGUCAAGUACUGGCAAGAUGGGUAUCGAGCAGGCUACAAAGCAGCAAUGUUCAAGUUAAAUGUUCUUCAAGCCACACCGAAUGCUAUUUCUAGGCAUUCGGAUGUUUCACAAUGUGCCCAUUUCUUUUCACCAAAUGACGGUACUGAUGUGGAUGGCGGCGGCUCGACUUCCUGCACCCAAUCGCACAUAUCCACAGCAACAGGAAGUCAAAUCCAGUCAGAGCUCUCAAAGCUGGACUGGAAUUUUGAGCUGGAUGAUAUCUGGAAUCAUCAGCGGGCUGAGUGA